Hibiscus syriacus is the source of this 2024-nucleotide messenger RNA. RefSeq names its product E3 ubiquitin ligase PQT3-like. Gene Ontology annotation, molecular function: ubiquitin protein ligase activity. The annotation marks the transcript as partial. Gene Ontology annotation, biological process: mRNA processing; protein ubiquitination; ubiquitin-dependent protein catabolic process. Gene Ontology annotation, cellular component: nucleus. The record is from RefSeq and is a predicted model, not a curated record. Lineage: Eukaryota; Viridiplantae; Streptophyta; Magnoliopsida; Malvales; Malvaceae. The transcript is spliced from 10 exons.
UUAGGAUUAGAGCGGAAAACACCUCCUCAGGGUUAUGUUUGUCACCGCUGUAAGGUUCCAGGGUAUUUUAUUCAGCACUGCCCCACAAAUGGUGAUCCAAACUAUGAUAUCAAAAGGGUAAAGCCUCCAACUGGAAUUCCAAAGUCGAUGCUGAUGGCAACUCCAGAUGGCUCUUAUGCAUUGCCAAGUGGAGCAGUUGCAGUUUUGAAACCUAAUGAAGCUGCUUUUGAGAAAGAGUUUGAGGGCUUACCUUCCACUCGUUCUGUUGGUGACCUUCCACCUGAAUUUCACUGCCCAUUGUGCAAGGAAGUAAUGAAGGAUGCUGUUCUAACUAGCAAAUGCUGUUUUACGAGUUUUUGUGAUAAAUGUAUAAGGGAUCACAUUAUCUCAAAAUUAGUUUGCGUAUGUGGGGCUUCCAACAUACUCGCCGAUGAUCUUCUGCCAAAUAAGACCCUAAGAGAUACAAUUUAUCGUAUAUUGGAGUCUGGUAACAGCAGUGCUGACAAUGCUGGAAGCACUUUUCAAAUUCAAGAUAUGGAAUCCACCCGAUGUCCACAUCCAAAAAUUCUGUCUCCUACUACAUCUGCUGCAUCAAAGGGAGAGCAGAAGCCAGUAUCUGCUAAGGAAGAAUGCCCUGUUGUGAAUGAAAAAGCUUAUGAGGUGAAGGUAGCUAUUCCUCCACAGCAGGCCUUGGAGAAAGUUAAGGUUGUUAAACCUGCUGAUGCAUCUGAGGCUACGCUGGAGUCAAUGAGUGUGAAGGAAUCUGCAUCACAAGGGAGUGCCCUGCUUGCAGAGGAAGAAGUGCAACAGAAGUCAGCUUCUGGAGAGGCAGGAAAGAAAAAGAAAAAGAAGAAGGUCUGUUUGCUAGCAAAUGACUUGCAUUGGAAAACCCCUCAGCAUCUUGCAGCUGAGAGCUAUAUGAUGUCUAUGGGUCCUUCAGUCUAUAACCCUUACUGGACUGGUAUGCAGCCAGGAAUGGAUGGGUUUAUGGGUCCCUAUGUUGGUGGGAUGCCUUAUAUGGGGGGAUAUGGACUAGGUCCACUGGACAUGCCAUUUGGAAGUGUCAUGCCUCCAGAUCCUUUUGGUGCUCAAGGGUACAUGUUUCAUCCUCCCCCAUCUCAAAGAGAUCUUGCUGAGUUUGGAAUGGGUAUGAAUGUUGCCCCACCAAAUAUGAGUAGAGAGGAAUUUGAGGCUCGGCAAGCUGAUUUGAGGAGGCGGCAUGAAAAUCAGAGAGGAGGUGAAAGGGAUUUCUCCAGAGAUCGGGAAUUCAAUAGAGAAGUGAGUAUCUGCAGUGAUUUUUCUUUAUUGAAAUCAAAAUCUAAGCCUACCCCACAAAUGUUAGGUGGUGAACGUCGCCAUGAGUAUCCUCGUCUCCAACCAGAGAGGAGCUCACAGGAACUUUCCUUGCGGGACCAUGAAGCACCUUGCUGUCCUUCAAAGAGAAAACCUGACCAACAUACUGAACGUGAUCGGGAUCACGGUCGUGAUCACAAUCAUCACCAUCGAUCCGAGUCUUCGAAGCUUGCCCCUGAAACAGUCACCAAAUCCACUUCCACGACUGCUGCAGCAACAAUGGAAAAGACCCAAAAGUCGAGUGUGUUUUCUCGCAUUAGCUUUCCAGAAGAACACAGCAAGAAACACAUACAAUCUUCGGAUGCACCUGCAUCUUCUGGUCAUCACAAGUUAACUUCCAAUGGAUACAAGGCAACUUGUGUUAGUAGCAGUGGUGGUAGGAAGAACAGUCGGAGCAAUGCUGUAGAUCAGGAAUGUAGUGAUGAUGAUAGACAUUUCAAAAGGAAGACAUCAAGGAAUUCGCGCUCACCAUCAACGGAGUGGAUAGAGCAAUCGCGGCACUCGAGGAUUCAAGGAACGAGAGCGCAGCAGCUAUAAUAAACAUAGAUAAGAGUGAAAAUAAGAGUUUGCAUCACUGUGAAUGCCUACGAAGCUAUCGUGAGCGAGCACACUGAAGCUAUUGGAAUCCCUUUUGGACCUUUAUAUUGCAUUAUAUGCUUACAAUUAUAAUA